AUGUUCAUGAACUUCCGUCGUAUCCACAAGUGCCAGUGCGUGCAGUUGCUGAUCACAGGCCUGGUGCUGUGUGUGGGGAUGGUCUGUUGGGAGGAGCUGGACCACUACGUGGUCAGCCACAUGAGAUCCUACACAUACCGCUACCUGGUCAACAGCUACGACUUUCUCAAUUCUUCCUUAACCAUCACCUCCAAACAUCGCCACAGAAAGAAUGGUUCUGACAGUGUGGAUGGUGGUUUAGGGAACUACCCAUAUCUCAUUAACCACCCAGGUAAAUGUGAAGGGAGUGAUGGGGACGGAAAAAGCUGGGAGGAUGUCCUCCUGCUUCUGUUUGUGAAAUCAUCACCAGAGAACUUUCAGCGGCGUCAGGCCAUCAGGGACACAUGGGGAAACGAGAGCUUUCUUUGGUCAGAACUGGGGGCAAGUGUAAGGGUGGUUUUUGCACUAGGCAUGUACCCGGAUCUCAGGCGGAGAUCCAGGGUGCAGAAUGCACUUCUGCAGGAGGACAAGGCCUAUGGAGACCUGAUCCAGCAGAACUUUGUGGACACCUUCCACAACCUGACUACCAAACUAAUCCUACAGUUCCACUGGGGCCAUGAGUACUGUCCCCAGGCACGCUUCCUUAUGUCUGCGGAUGAUGACAUCUUCAUCCACACGCCCAAUUUGGUGAAGUACCUGCGGCAGCUUGUGAGUAGUCAAUCGGGGGCUAAAGACCUGUGGGUGGGGCAUGUACACAGAGGAGCCCCUCCAAUUCGCCGUAAGGACAGCAAGUAUCACGUUCCCUAUGAUCUGUAUCCCUGGCCUUCCUACCCAGACUACACUGCUGGAGCGGGGUAUGUGGUUUCAGGGGAUGUGGCUGCUAAGAUCUACCAUGCGACUCUGGUGCUGAACUCCUCAAUCUACAUAGAUGAUGUCUUCAUGGGGAUUUGUGCCAAGGCCAUGGGGGUUUCUCCCCAGGAGCAUAUUUACUUUUCAGGGGAGGGCAAGGCUCCAUACCACCCCUGCAUCUAUGAUCACAUGAUCACAUCGCAUGGUCAUGCCACGGAUGUGCGCUCACUAUGGCAGGCAGCAACAGACCCCACAGUGUACAACAACUACAGAGGAUAUAUGGGUAAUCUGUACUGCACAGCAGUGAGAGUGAUGCUGCUUUGUCUGCCAUAUUACCAGAACACAUACUCCUGUAUGGCUGCUUUUACAUAA
Xiphias gladius (swordfish) is the source of this 1200-nucleotide messenger RNA. RefSeq names its product UDP-GlcNAc:betaGal beta-1,3-N-acetylglucosaminyltransferase 5a (gene b3gnt5a). NCBI's taxonomy places the organism in Eukaryota, Metazoa, Chordata, Actinopteri, Istiophoriformes, Xiphiidae. The record is from RefSeq and is a predicted model, not a curated record. Gene Ontology annotation, cellular component: membrane. Gene Ontology annotation, biological process: brain development. The transcript has a single exon. The coding region runs from base 1 to 1200 and encodes 399 amino acids.